Molecule: messenger RNA, 531 nt
Organism: Nilaparvata lugens (brown planthopper)
Lineage: Eukaryota; Metazoa; Arthropoda; Insecta; Hemiptera; Delphacidae
Exons: 3
Coding region: 41-346 (101 amino acids)
Source: RefSeq, a predicted model, not a curated record
AUUGGAGGUUAGUUAUUCUUGCAACUGUUGAAGAAAAAGUAUGGAAUCACCAAGGAAAAAAAGGCUUAAAUCUCAACGAGUUUUGAAUACCGAAGAAGAAAUUCUGAAUGUGAUGAGCCAACUUGAUGAUUCUGACUUGGAGAUGUCAGAUGAGGAGGAAUUGGAGAACGAUGUUGUCAGUACCAUUCAAAAUGACCUGGGAAACUUUAGUGAUGACACUGAUGCUGACCCUGACUACAGUCCUGGAAUGCUUUCAAGUAGUGAUAGUGAGGAAGAUAUCAUAAAUGAUCAGCCAACUACUUCGAAGGCCAGUCUUGUAAAAAAAAAGGAAGCAGGAAUCAGGUGAGCUCCCAGCAAAGAAGAAGUCAAAGAUUGCCAGCUUCAAUUGGAAAGACACUGAGUUUCUUCCAGAUCCACUCAUUUUAGCUUCACCAAGCUACGUCCCAUUAAACUCGAUUGGAUGGGAUGCAUUCAAAUACAUUGAGCAUUAUAUUGAUGAUGAACUUCUUCAACUGAUUGUUGAUAAAACCA